Messenger RNA from Kluyveromyces marxianus DMKU3-1042, 1599 nucleotides. It is a transcript of the gene DAL1, whose product is annotated as allantoinase. NCBI's taxonomy places the organism in Eukaryota, Fungi, Ascomycota, Saccharomycetes, Saccharomycetales, Saccharomycetaceae. Bases 1 to 1599 code for a protein of 532 amino acids. Gene Ontology annotation, cellular component: cytoplasm. Gene Ontology annotation, biological process: purine nucleobase catabolic process. The transcript has a single exon. Gene Ontology annotation, molecular function: allantoinase activity. The record is from RefSeq and is a predicted model, not a curated record.
AUGCCCAGAGCUAUAGCUUCAAAUCAUGUUGCGCUUUAUGGCGAAAUAGUACCAGGAACUAUCAUAUAUGAUGUAGAUAGUGGUAAAAUAUUGGACAUAAUUUGCGGGAAAGUUGCUAGUAGGAACCAUUUGGCAGGCUUAGGUUGGGAAGUGGACACUUACGAAAUAGUAUCGCCAUACUUGAUAAUGCCUGGACUUGUUGAUUCCCAUGUUCAUUUGAACGAACCAGGCAGAACAGAGUGGGAAGGAUUUGAGACGGGCACAAAGGCUGCUGUUUCUGGGGGAGUGACUACAGUGAUUGACAUGCCAUUGAACGCAAUUCCUCCAACAGUCAACGUUGAGAAUUUUAAGUUGAAGCUUGCAGCAGCUGAGGGACAAUUGUGGUGCGAUGUUGGAUUUUGGGGAGGAUUAGUGCCGGAUAAUUUGAAGGAUUUAAAGCCUCUUAUCGAUGCUGGUGUUCGGGGUUUCAAAGGGUUCCUCAUAGACUCUGGUGUGGACGAAUUUCCAGCGAUUGACAAGAAGUACAUUCAGGACGCAUUGGACUUGUUGCAAGGCGAGAAGACGAUGAUAAUGUUCCAUGCAGAGUUGCAAGCUACAGAGCCAGGUCACGAGCAUAGCAUAGUUGAUUACAAUGGUGAUAUCAUGGCAGAUGAAUCAGAUAAUGCUUUAUCUAGAGUAAAAUCAUUGUCUGCAGUAGAGCCGAAAUACGGCCAGGUAUCAGAGCUAAUCCAACAUCAUAAUAUUCAUCCAAACGAUGCUGAAAUAACUCCGUUGGAGGCAGCCAAGGUUGAAAUAAGCGACGACUCUCUGGCAAACGUGGAUCCUCGUGCAUACAAAAACUUCUUAUUAUCCAGACCAGACCAUUUUGAAACCAACGCUAUCGCCCUCGUUAUUCAUUGUCUCGAAAAGGCAGUACAAAAAUAUGGCAUAGCAAAUAUGCCGUUAUUGCAUAUAGUGCAUCUUGCAUCAAUGGAGGCAGUUCCUAUAUUACAAAAUGCUAAAGAAAAAGGAUAUCCUAUAACAGCGGAAACAUGCUUCCAUUACUUAUCAUUGGCCGCUGAAAAUAUCCCAGAAUCAAAGACAUUCUAUAAGUGCUGUCCUCCAAUUCGCAGUGAGGAAAACAGACAAAGUUUAUGGAAAGCUCUUAGGGAAGGAAUUCUCACAUCUGUAGUAAGUGAUCAUUCUCCAUGCACACCAGAAUUGAAAAAUUUGGCGAAAGGUGACUUCUUCAGCGCUUGGGGAGGCAUUGCAUCCGUUGGACUUGGUUUGCCAUUAUUAUAUACUCACGGUGCAUCAAUUCAAGAAAUUAUUAGUUGGUGUUGCGAAAAUACCAGUAAACAGGUUGGAUUAGACCACAUGAAAGGUUAUCUAAAACCAGGUUAUGAUGCAGAUUUCGUUGUAUUUGACAUGUAUUCAACUCAAACGAUCUCUAACGAAAAAGUCUUCUUCAAGAACAAAUUAACAGCUUAUGACGGAACAAAUCUAAAGGGUAUUGUAAAAUAUACUUAUGUGAGAGGUAAUUUGAUGUUCCAAUAUGGAGGUGCGGGUCACAACAAAACGCCUCUAGGCAGAACGAUCUUAGAACGUAGAUCAUCGUAA